Molecule: messenger RNA, 1731 nt
Organism: Xylaria bambusicola
Lineage: Eukaryota; Fungi; Ascomycota; Sordariomycetes; Xylariales; Xylariaceae
Exons: 4
Coding region: 285-1283 (332 amino acids)
Source: RefSeq, a predicted model, not a curated record
GCCGACGCAUCUUGGUGGAGCCACGAUGUUGGGCAUCAUCAACCAGCUGGCUUGUCAGAUAUCUACCUAUGUCCUUACCCACUCCCCCCCAGAGUAGAAACGAGAGAGGGUCGUGUGUGGUCCCAAGGAUACCUACUGUAAACGCUUCAUGACUGGGACCAAGCUUUCCCUUGCUUCAGUCUAGUCAUAUCUGUGAAAAACUUUGAAGAAAUUAUACCAAAUUCGACUCAAUUCUACCUCUGCUUCCCUCUCUUUCUUUCUCAAUACAUUCUAUCUCGUCGGACAUGGGACGCCGUGAUAGAUCAUCGCUUCGAAGUGAUUCAGGUAUUGGGGAUGACUUGCCCGAGCUGGGACCACGCUGCCCAACAGACCACCCUCUAACGCUCAAGGGAUAUGAAAUCGGGCCCGCGUCGAAACUCCACAUCGGCGAUGUUUUCGAAUUCCUCUGGGCCGAUGCGACCGAAUUCCAGUGGGAGUGGAAAUGCCUAGGUUACACUCGUUUUAUUGUCCUGCGCCAUAGUGAGAGCUUUCCCCAUCAUUGCGUCUGCAUACCUAUUUCCACCGGUGGCCCUAGCAAGCAUGAGUUCGCAAAGCCAGGCAUCGACAGCUUUCAACAGGGAUAUGUCUUCCAGAAUGGUGAUCCGAAUCCUGGUUAUGAACAGCCUAGAGGUGGACCAAAGCUCCAGUACUCGCCAGUUGGGAUUGAGUUGCGCCCAGGCAGACUACGUGUGAAGGAAGAUUCUAGGGCCAACUACGCCGAUAUCAUCCAGGUCGAGCACGAUGCGCACGUACUAGUUGUCGGCGAUGUAGUGAAAUACUUCGACCGUGUACGCCGGAACGUCAACAAGGCAUUUAUGCGACAGAUCCUCCGGACAGCGCUGGAAAAGUAUCAAGCCGAAAAGGCCGCCGGUACGAACAGGCCGCCGAGUAUCAUGGAGUCCAUCGAUGGCGAUCAAGGCGGCGCCGCGUGCAGACAAAUCUUGAUGGAAAAUGACAGGGCGGACACAUACACUUUGAACGAGGUUCCGACAGAUGACGAAAGGGAUGAACAAAUCGCACCCAUUCCUGUACCAGAGGUUGUCGUGAAGGCACCCCCGGCCAUACCAGAUAAACCAGAGAAAAUCAGGAGAUCAUCAACUGAAAAGACUCCGUUGGUGCCAUCAGACGAUUUAAAACAGGCACCCGAACAACAGCCGCCCAAGCCCAUGGGGCUUGAGCUUCCGCAGGAACAUGACUACGACCUUAGAUCGAUGCACAAGGUCGCGAUGGCCGGGAAACAAUGACUCCUAACCUUUCUAGCUAAGGAUCCACAUAGAAUUAGGACUAUGCUGCAUGAAAUUGGGCGUACGGCGAAGCGGCAGCAUCUCGGGACACAUUGCGUAUUGGAAGAUUACCUACGCAGGAGGCCACAUCUACUACUCAGAGCGUUAUUAGAUCGGGGAGCCAAGUAACGAACGACAUGACUUUAUUCAUUUGAAAUUGACGAGUUUACGAAAUUUUUUCUUUUAUUUUGGUUCGGUCAGCUCCUUGUUUAGCAAUGGUUUAAUUAAGACACUCUCCGCCUAGCAAAUGUAUUGCUACGAUUCUAUUCGAGUUUAAGCCCUCUUUCCCUCCCUUCGAAAUGUGUGACUGUCUCUUAGGCACAACGGCGAGCACCAAAGAUCAUCCAGAAACACAAAUGGUAUAUCUUGAACGGUCCGCCUUGUUCCUACAGAACAUAGUGCUCCCGGA